AUGAAGAAUGCGUUGAAAAUCGGUGUUGAUGUGUCUACGUACGCAUCAUUGGAGUCAUUAAAAGAUCCCGGCGUAAUAGGUGAGAUCUCGAAGAAAGUCAUCGAUAUUUUAGAGAAAAAGGGACAGACAGCACGUUUGAGUGCUGUUGAGAAAGCUAGUAUAAACGCUGUUUCUCUUCUUUUGUCGAAAAAGAAACCAAGAACAAGUACAUUUCUAUCCGUUUAUUUAACAACAAACGUAUUAGAAUCGUUAUGCGACACAGUUGUGCCUACCGUUUCAUCUGAUGACAACGGUAUUGAAAGUGACAAUCAUGAAAGUCAAAACUCGUCAUCUGAUUCUCAUAAUCGACAAAUUUCCUUUUCGAUGCGCAAUGAAGUAAUUCAAGUAGAUGCGACGUUUGAAUAUUUGUUUGAUUAUUUCAAAUAUUCACUUUCAAAAAAUAGUGGAUCUAUGAACCUUGAGAAAAUUGUCUACGAUAUAUGUACUUACAUAUGCUUUUCUCGAGCUCAAAUGUUCGGUACAUGUUCGUGA
Adineta ricciae is the source of this 531-nucleotide messenger RNA. Lineage: Eukaryota; Metazoa; Rotifera; Eurotatoria; Adinetida; Adinetidae. The record is from the annotation of a GenBank genome assembly.